CAGGGUGGGGGGGAUUUGCGUCAGUGAGGGAGCGGGCAGAGCGGCGGGGCGGGCGGACAGACGGACGGAGGGAGCCGGCGAAGAGGGACUCGCCCCAUGGAGUUGUGCCCCGGGCUCGCUGCGCCCUCGGGCUGGGCGCUGCCGCUGCUCCUUGCCCUGGGCGCCGGGCUCAGCCACGCCACCCCGCACCUGCGCUACUCCCGCCCGGGCUCCCGCAGCAAGAACUGGUGUGCCUACAUCGUGAACAAGAACGUCAGUUGCUCGGUGCUGGACGGGACCGAGAGCUACGUCCAGGCCCAGUACAAGUGUGCCUGGAACGAGUUUCCCUGCCGGCCGACCCCGGUAUACCGAACAAGUUUCAGACCUCGAUACACGGUUGCAUAUAAGACUGUGACAGAGCUAGAAUGGAGAUGCUGUCCUGGGUACAAAGGUGAAGACUGCAGAGAAGGGCCGUCAGAACAGCCCAGGGCAGCUCAUCGGCCCACGACACCAGCGAAAGCUAUUGUGAAGAAAGGCUUGGAUGCUGAACCAACAGAAGUGCCAGAACCUCCACCGCAUGAGAAGAAAAUGCAGUUUUUUGAGGAAGAAUUGUUUAGACUUACACGAUCAGUGAUUGAACUUCAGUCCUCCUUGGCACGUGUGAAUGAAAACCUAAAGCUGACUGUUCAAGAAGAUGCCAGUAAGGUGUUGGUCACUUGGCUGAACAACCUCUAUGAUCGCCCGGAGCCUGAUAGCACAGUUAGUGGUGAAACAGACAGUAUUCAUCUGCCUGGACUCCUCAGCAAUAAAGAUCAGAAAGACCCUUUUCUUGAUUUUGAAGUGGAAGAUCUAAAGUCUGAGCUAGCUGAGGUCAAAGAGGCCUUGAAGAACAGAAAUGAUAAGCUGGAGGAACUGAAUGGUAAAGUAAAAGGCUACGAAGGACAAUUAAAACAACUGCAGGAGGCAGCACAGGGGCCUACAAUAACAAUGCCUAGUGACAAUAUAUAUCGGGAAUACAUAGACUCAAAAUUUGAGUCCCUCAGACAGGAAUUACUGGAAGGAUUUGAAAAGAAAAUGGCAGAUCUGAAGAACUCUUGUGAAUACAAACUACAGGAUAUCCAGCAGCAGUGUGAUGACAAUGAAAAUAACUGUUUAGGUAUAAUAGAUGUUAUAAGAGGUAAAGAAAAUGACUUGAAAAAAGAAAUAAAUUCUCUCCGUACUCAGAUUCCGUCAAACUAUUCCAGUUGUUGCAAGGAGGGUGAGAGAAAUGACUUGGACCAGAGGAUAAAAGAUUUAGAUAAGAAGCUUGACAGAGUCGUGGAAGCACACAGGAUCUUGAACGUCAGAAUAGAUAAUGAAAUCAGUCGAUUGUCAACUCCAGAUUUGGAAGACAUGUUUGGUGAGAGGUUGGAGGAGCUAGAUGCAAGGAUGAACAUCACUGAACGGAAUGCUGAAGAGCACUGCUUUUACGUUGAGGAAACUCUCCGAAACACUAUAGCUGUUGAGGCAGAUGAACUGAGAGACUUGUUUGACCAAAAGCUACGGGCACUGGAAGAUAGGCUAGGUGGCACUAUUUUAGAGAUGGCUAAUACCACAGACCCAGAUGGAAUGUACAUGAAUCCUGUGCCUAUCAUGCCCAGCGACACUGGGUUUGCAAAUGAACAGCUUACAGCGGAGAUGAAUCUCAUGAAGAAUAAACUGCUGUCCCUUGAACGCCUCUGUGGGCAGAAAUGUCAGUCUGCACCACAAGGUAUGGAGGACCUUCAGAAAGAGCUAGAAAAUUGUAAUAACAAUUACAGUCACUUGCUUAUGAAAACGGAGAACAACUCUGCUCUUCUGCAAUUUUUAAAUAGCUCUCUUAAUGAGAAACUUAACUUAAUUAAGGGUAACCAGCGUGACAACCAGAAAAUACAGAGGGACUUGCGUGUGCUCCGGUAUAGUCUAAAUGUCAUGGAUAAAGAUGUGAAGAAUCUUCAAGAUGGCUUGAACAGUUGCAAAGAGCAACUUCUGGGGGUCAAUUCUACCUGUAGAAAAACACAAAGAGGUGUCUACCGAAAAAUCGACCAAAUGCAGAAGACAUUUGCAAAUCAAACCAUUCAUCCUAGCGAUAAUUGCUGCAGCGAAGUGAGAGAGAGACUAGAACAAUUAAAUGACCAAAUCCUGAAUGAUCGUAGCAAGUGUAAAGAAAAGACCCAAGGGACGCAGGAUGGUGUUUCAGAUGUUGAGAGCAGAGUCUCACGUGUUGAAAAAGUUUGCGGCAAGCUGGACUCUGUCUCAGGUAGCUUGCAGAAGAUAAAAGAAGGUCUAGAUAAGCACGUGAGCAGCUUAUGGAACUGCAUACGUGAAAUGAAUGGAACUAUAUCAUCUCAUUCCAGAGAUAUUUCUGGCCUCAAAAAUUCUGUCCAGCGGUUUUAUAGUCAGGUCUCUAAAAUCACCACAGACAUGGAAGGCAUGCUGAAAUCGCAGUCUGACACACGGCGACCAGAAGCACCACGGCAGGCAUUGCCACCGAUACCACCGCUGCAGCCCCAGCCCGGCUCACCCCUGCUGCCCUCCAGGCCCAGGAUCCAGCCCCCACGACAGCGGCCCCCGCUGCAGCCGCCACAGCCCAGGCCUGCACGCCCGGCACUGCCCAGCUCACCACUGACUCCAUUCCUGCCUGGCACGACCGGGAUCAUCCUGGAGACUGGGGAGGCCGGACCUCCUGGCACAGUGCUGAUGUCGGGGAGAGGCCGGCUGAGGAGCGUCGAUGGUCAGGCUGGUCAGAGCACCAUGCCCAUUGCGGAGGGGUACGCUGGAGCACCAGGAUAUCCGAAGUUAAUGCCUCCAACCACAGCCUCACAAGGACCUGCUGCUGCUGCAGCCUCUCUGGUGUCCUUUUCGGCUGGGCUCACACAGAAGCCUUUCUCCAGCGAUGUUGGCGUGGUUCACUUUAACAAAGUGCUCGUGAAUGACGGUGACUAUUACAACCCCAAUACAGGCAUUUUUACAUCACCAUAUGAAGGGCGCUACCUGAUCACGGCCGUGCUGGCUCCGGAGAGGGAUGAGUACGUUGAAGCAGUGCUGUCCGUCUCCAAUGCAAGCGUUGCUCAGCUGCACACGGCUGGGUACAGGAGAGAACUGCUGGAGUACCACAAACCCUACUCGGGGAAACGGACCUGUGGUGGUCCUGGAACAUUCCACCUUGUUCUUCACCUCAAAGCAGGAGAUGAAGUAAACGUUGUCGUAACAGGAGGCAAACUGGCCUACACAGACUCUGACGAAAUGUAUUCCACGUUUAGUGGGGUUCUGCUUUAUCCUUCCAUUUCUCAAGUUUAGAUCCACCAUCAAACAGGAGAGAAGGGUAAGAUACUCCGAAGAAAAUAAGUGUAAUAAAAUUAAAAGCUUUAAUAUAUUCAGUUUAUAUAUUUGAUUUCAGUGAUGAGUUUAUUGUCUGUACUGAAACCUUUUCCUUGUCCCCAGUUACCAGAGAUAGCUACAGCAGACCUGGUUCUGUAGCUAAACUAGCUCUUUCCCCAAGUCCUUGUUUACCUGUACAAACAACAGCUGUUAAACAACAGUCGCAUUCUCAGUAGAUACUUCUCCACUGUGCUCUUAUCCCCUACUAAAUAGCCUUUUCAGUUUUAUCCCCAGUUUAUCUCUGCCAGCAUCCCAAGUGUAUCAGAGUUUACAUCUUAGCUGAAGUUUAAUGCUGCAGUAAGCUACUGUUGUGCUUUCAGUAAAGCAGGGGCAAGAAAGUGAGAUCGUACAGGACACUAUUGAUGAAUUCCUAAUCCUUGUGUUCUUUAAUACUAUGUUGGGUCAGCACAUUUGCACAAACCAUUUGUUCAAAACAUUGCUAACCACAGUGGUGCAAAGCAGAAUUAUGUUUGUCUACAUCAGGUUUUUUUCUCCCUCUUAAGGACCAAGUGCAGUGCUAAGAGAGGGGAUGAGUGACUCCAGCACUUUGCAAGGAGGAACGUCCCUUGCCCCAGCUUUUCUUAGUCUAUUCAUGCUGCAUAGAGUUGUAUUUAUCACAGUGGUUUGUGUAGUACAUUUUCCAUGUUACGAAUCCAGAACGGCUGAUUGUAGCACAGACCAGAUCAUUCCUUUAUGUGAAGGAAGAACACCCUGUGCUGUAAGCAGCACAGUGCCUUCAGCCAAAGCCUUUCCCAUCUGAAGAGGUCAGAUGAACACUUGCCUUUGUUGCAGUUUUGGAAUAGAUACUCCCCAAAAACUUUGUUUCCAGGCGAUGAGAUGGGGCCGUCCCACAACAAACGAUCACAUCCUGGAAGUUGAGCUGCCUUUGAGAAAAGCAGACAGAAAAAGCUCUAUCCCCACAGGAGCUCUGCGUCAGUGCCUUUGGAGAUAGGAAGGAUCACAGGAAGGAAGUGGCCAGCAGAUUUUUAAAGCACGGGGAUGAGGAAGGGCUCCUGGCACCUGAUCUUCAGUGCUUGUGUGUUGCUACUAAGCAGGAGGUAGGGCUGGAUGUAUUCUGUGGCAGGAAGGCUGCGGGUGUAGGAGCAGCUGUAGGCAGCAGCCGAAGGCACCUGGCACACUUGGCAGCCUGGGGAUGGGAGCCAGCCCCUCUCCCUUCCCUGAGUUUGUCCAGAUCCGUGCCGGAGCCAUUAGCAUGCAGUUAGCAGAUGCGCACCCAUUCAAGAGUGUCUUUUCUACUGUCCUAAAUCAACAGCUCACUGCUUUCCCACACCUUCCAGGUCUCAAAAUUAAAGGCACAGAUGGGAAAGACUUCUUUUUUUCUUCCUGAAAGCCAACUACAUCAACUGUAUAUAUAUUCUGAAUCAAUUUCUCAUUACGUACAAAAAGCCAUAGAGGCAUUUUUCCUUUUAGGAUAUUUUCUACUCAAGAAAGCUGUGUGCUCAAGAAGUUGGCUGCCAUCUCUGUGUGACUCAGUAUUGUUGCAUUUCGGUGCCUGUUCUAAAAAUGACUCAUGGAAACAAACAAAGUGAGCUGAGUGCCUGGGGAGUCCCAGCUGGCAACCACCACCUCUUCAUCUUUUUUUCCCCCUCCCAGUGAGGCACGUUUUAAGAAUCAGUGGUGAAAGUUUAGUGCUGGAGUUAUAUAGGUUUCAUCACCUGAUUCUCACCUAACUGCUCCUGCAGGCUCCUACCUCCAGCACUCACACAUCCUCACAAGCACAGUGCCCUCGUGGCACAGCGCUGUCUUCUGCCAGGAACCUUCUCCUUGUACCUGGGAUCUGAGAGUGAUCCCACGCAGUGCAGCACAACCAGUGUUCAUAUGCAGCUGUAAAGCAUUUUCUAAACAAUAUCGCAGCAGGAGUGGUUCUCACAGGUCUAUUUUCAGAACACCUUAUAGUGGAUGGGAAGCUAUUCCGAAAAGCACUAUCUCCAGCAGGGGCUAAAGCUAUGAACUUUGAACCUCUGCCUUACGUUCCUGCUUUGCUUGAGGAAAAUGAACCUUAAUUGCCACUUUCUCAGUAAUUGCUGUAAUCAGGGUAAGUGGCUCAGUUCUUCUCAAUGAAGUUCCCUUACUGGAGCUUUCAGGAUGUAAUAUCUGCCCAGUUGGGAAGAUUGAGAUGCUGUAGCAUAGGAAGGAGGGAUCAGAGUUCCAGGUGCUGCUUCAGUCAGAACUUGAUUAAGACGUUCAUUAAAGCAAGAUUCUUUGGCAAAUCAAGCAUGCAAAACUGUCUUGUCCCCCGUGAUCCUGUUUCCUAUCAGGGCAGGACAGACCAGCUAGCCAGCAGCCAGGGAACAUACCUCUGCUCUGGCCAGACACAUUGCAUCCUAGAACAGAUGGGAAAGGCAACAGAGAGCCAAACAAAUCAAUAAUUGCAGGAAGUCACAGGCGAGCUUUGGAGCAAAGCAAGAAGGCAAAUUUUCACCACAAAACAUAUGGAACUACCUCAUUAUUUUAAUUUGCUAUUUAGACUUAGGAGACAUUACUGUACUGACCAUUCACAGCAACAAGGAUCUUCUAUAGCAUCCCACCCUACAGCCAUUCAGUGUACCCCAGGUUACUUGCAGCAGUUCUGUGCAGUUCUACUGACAGAGCAUCUGGCCAGCCUGGUGAGGACAACCAGCCAUACCAGACCCACUACAAACAGCCAAAGAAGCGCAGCUGUACGUAGAAGGCAUGGGAAGGCAACUUGAAACAAAGUGCAUGCAAGCCCUCACUAGAGCUUGAAAAGGCCCAAAGGCACAGGGAGCACACAAAGGGCUCCGCAGCUGCAAGCUGGAGAUUUGUAUCAGGAGGAAAUUGCUUCCUGAGGAUGCUUCCUGAGGAGUUGGACUCGGUGAUCCUAAUGGGUCCCUUCCAACUUGGGAUAUUCUAUGAUUCAGGAGCAUUGUAUUUGCUAAAUAAGUCCUUAUGGCACAGUGUGGUAGUGGAUAUGGAUACGUUCCACCAAAACCACAAAUGCUGUCACAUUGUCUGCUUGGGGAUGGAAGGAACAUUCGCUUCCUUGAGCCUCAAGCAGCAGCUGUGCUUUGGUUCCAAGUUGCACCCAGAUAGUGGCACGGAGCACAGGUUGUCCAGCACCAGGGACCAGCUGGGGCUGCGUCUUGUCAGCACGAGGCAGACUUGCGCUCAAGCCAGCACCAGCCCUCCUGCAAUGUACCCUGCAGUCUUCAGACAAGGUGCGAAAGAACAGCUCUGCCAAUCCUUUGUACACGGGGGACUCCAAAGAACGUAUUAGAACAUGUUCAGACAUAAGCAGGUUUUGGGAUUUAUCCAUUUUGCUAUCUUGAUUGUAUUAGAAAAAUAUUUUUUCCCCUGCAAAGAGCAGCUCAUUUGGGUGUAUACUUUCUGUGCAUAUAUACAUAUGCAUACAAACACAGAUGUACAGAAACUGAUACCCAGGAACAGGAAUAAAACUGUUCAAUGGAAACCAACUGCUGACAUGUCCAAAUAAAGCCUGCCUGUUUUGUGA
Numida meleagris (helmeted guineafowl) is the source of this 6868-nucleotide messenger RNA. It is a transcript of the gene EMILIN2, whose product is annotated as elastin microfibril interfacer 2. The record is from RefSeq and is a predicted model, not a curated record. The transcript has 8 exons. Gene Ontology annotation, molecular function: protein binding. The coding region runs from base 97 to 3297 and encodes 1066 amino acids. Lineage: Eukaryota; Metazoa; Chordata; Aves; Galliformes; Numididae.